AUGCGGCGGCGGGCGACCGACUUCCGGCGCCCGGUAAGACGGCGAUUCUCAUGCUGGAUCUGGGCGCUUCUGUUCUUGUUCUCGGUUGCGGCUUUUGUUCUGUUUGCUGUUCAUCAUAACUAUCGAGAUGAGGAUCGUGUGGAACAGCCCGUUUUGGAGAUAAAUUCCAGAAACGACCGAAUUACUCAUGAGAACCGUAAUUUCACCGAACAAAUACUAAACGCCAGAUCAUAUGCCAGACAGCUAGCCGAACAAAUGACUCUUGCCAAAGCUUAUGUCAUAAUCUCGAAAGAGCACAACAAUCUCCAUCUCGCUUGGGAGCUGAGCUCAAGAAUAAGAAGUUGCCAGCUGUUGCUCUCCAAGGCCGCCAUGCGGGAUGAGCCCAUAUCUCUGGAAGAAGCCGAGCCAAUAAUCAAAAGCCUAUCUUCUCUUAUUUUCAAGGCCCAAGAAGCCCAUUACGACAUUGCCACCACAAUUAUGACCAUGAAGUCCCAUAUCCAGGCCCUGGAAGAGCGAGCAAACACGGCCACCAUUCAAGGUACGGUUUUCGGUCAAUUAGCUGCCGAGUCAAUUCCCAAGAAUCUCGAGUGCAUCAACAUUAAGCUCACGGCCGACUGGCUUCAGAACAAAUCACUACAGCUUCUUGCAGACGAGCGGAAAAAUUCUCCCCGGCUAGUUGACAAUAAUCUCUAUCAUUUCUGUAUAUUUUCCGAUAACCUACUAGCUGUUUCGGUCGUUGUCAACUCGACCGUUUCUAACGCCGAGCACCCGAAACAGCUCGUUUUUCACGUCGUGACGAAUGGCGUUAAGUACGGAGCCAUGCAGGCUUGGUUUCUCACGAAUGAUUUCAAAGGCGCCACGAUUGAAGUUCAAAACAUUGAAGAAUUCACCUGGCUGAACGCAUCCUAUUCGCCCGCCGUGAAGCAGCUGCUCGACUCGGAUUCAAGAAAGUAUUAUUUCGAGAGCUCGCAGGACAGCACAGGUCGCGACCCAAAGUUCCACAAUCCGAAACACAUCUCCCUUUUGAACCACCUCCGUUUUUACGUCCCCGAAAUUUACCCGCAGCUGGAGAAGGUAGUUUUUCUAGACGAUGAUGUUGUGGUCCAGAAGGACUUGAUCCCGCUGUUCUCGAUCGACUUGCACGGAAAUGUGAACGGGGCAGUCGAGACGUGCCUCGAGGCCUUCCACCGUUACUACAAAUACCUCAACUUUUCGAACCCGCUCAUAAGCACCAAAUUCGACCCUCAGGCCUGCGGGUGGGCUUUCGGCAUGAACGUGUUCGAUUUGAUUGCUUGGAGGAGACAAAACGUGACUUCAAGAUAUCAUUUUUGGCUGGAGCAGAAUACGGACAGAUCACUUUGGGCGCUCGGCACACUUCCUCCUGGACUUCUGGCUUUCUACGGGCUGACUGAGCCGCUCGACCGGAGGUGGCACGUUUUGGGACUGGGUUAUGAUCUGAAUAUCGAUAACCGGUUGAUAGAGACAGCGGCUGUCGUUCACUAUAACGGGAACAUGAAGCCAUGGCUGAAGGUGAGCAUAGUCAGGUAUAGGGCUCUGUGGGAGCAGUAUGUUAACCGUGGCCAUAGAUAUUUGCAGGAUUGUGUUACGAGCUGA
This is a messenger RNA of Striga hermonthica, 1614 nucleotides long. The record is from the annotation of a GenBank genome assembly. NCBI's taxonomy places the organism in Eukaryota, Viridiplantae, Streptophyta, Magnoliopsida, Lamiales, Orobanchaceae.